Messenger RNA from Dunckerocampus dactyliophorus (ringed pipefish), 3988 nucleotides. It is a transcript of the gene cdc50c, whose product is annotated as transmembrane protein 30C. The record is from RefSeq and is a predicted model, not a curated record. The coding region runs from base 4 to 1059 and encodes 351 amino acids. The transcript has 7 exons. Gene Ontology annotation, biological process: phospholipid translocation. Gene Ontology annotation, cellular component: endoplasmic reticulum; plasma membrane; Golgi apparatus. Lineage: Eukaryota; Metazoa; Chordata; Actinopteri; Syngnathiformes; Syngnathidae.
GUGAUGGGCCCAGCCAAGACAGGACCCCUGGCCCGGAGGCCCGACAACUCGGCCUUCAAGCAGCAGCGUCUUCCUGCCUGGUCGCCCAUGCUAACGGCUAGCACGGUGCUGCCUUUUUUCUACUUCAUGGCUCUGAUAUGUUUGCUGCUGGGAGUGUGGCUGCUGCUUACUGUGCAGAGCGUACAGGAAGUCAGGGUGGACUACACAGACAAUGGCGCAUGUGCCAUUUGUCACGAUAUGCGAAAGAACGUGAGCAAUGCAGCAAAGACCUGCACUUGCAAACUGGACUUUCACAUCGACAAGACCUUCAAGGGAGAUGUCUUUUUCUACUACGGCCUCCAAAACUUCCACCAGAACCUGCGCCGGUACAUGGACUCCAGAGACGACGGGCAGACUGUUGGCAGGAAGACCAACCUGAAGAAACCAAGUUCUUAUUGCAAACCAUUCGCUACAAACGAUAAAGGACUGCCCAUUGCUCCCUGUGGCGCUGUGGCCAACAGUAUCUUUAAUGAUACCUUUCUUUUCAAAUAUCACAGGUCACCCAGUUCCGAAUAUUUGCUGCCCCUGUUACGGAAGGGCAUCAGCUGGUACACGGACAAAAACGUCAAGUACCGCAACCCCCAGACAGACAACUUGAGCCUGGCUGAAGUCUUCCAAGGCACGGUCCAGCCGCCCUACUGGCAGAAGCCCGUAUACGAGCUGGACACAAAUGACCCCAUCAACAACGGCUUCAUCAACGAGGACCUCAUUGUGUGGAUGAGGGAGGCGGCCUUCCCCAACUUCAAGAAGCUCUAUGGCGUCUUACACCGAGCCAACAAGCCCUUCCAAAGCGGCCUUCCCAAAGGGAACUACAGUGUGGAGAUAACCUACAACUUCCCCGUGCAGUACUUCCGUGGCAGAAAGCAGGUAGUCCUGACUACGCUGAACUGGUUUGGAGGGCCCAAUUGGUUCCUGCCCAUCGCCUACUUGGUCACCAGCAGCCUGGUCCUACUGGCUGCCGUCACCCUCACCGUGGUCUGGUGGAAGUUUGGCAAAAAUGGGAAGAACAUGGAGGAGUGACGGGUAAGAGGAUGGACUUGUGGUCGUGAUUAAUUAAAGGCCCCUUUCUGCCUUUACCCCUGCUCAGGUUUGACAUAUUUAACAAUACAUUUAUUAAAACUACACUAUUGUACUGCGGGCUGAAUUUUGGAUACAUUUAUGAAAUGUUUUUUACAUCAAAGGAUUGAAAAUGUCCAGUGGGAUAUGCUGUGAUCAUCGUGCAUUUCUUUGCAGCUCUUGUACUCGUGUAUAUAUAUUUCUGCAAAUGUUUUAAUAUAUCUUUUUAUGGGAUAACACUAGACACAACACUUUGAUAUCAUGUAAAGUAGUCCAUGUACAGCUUGGAUAACAUUUACCACAUUUACUUUCCCCUCAAAAUAGCUGGUCACACAGCAAUCCAUGUUUAAACCCCAGACAACAAAAGUAUGUAAAAGUAUUCAUGAGAAUGUCCAAAGUGUGAAUAUUUAGUGUGGGAUAUCAUUAUUUUCCAACACUGCCUUAUGUCUCUUUUGCAUGGAGUUCACUACAGCAUCACAGGUUGUCUCUGGUGGCUAACAGCGGCCCUGGCCAAUAGCAGUCAUCAUAAAUACAUUGAAAAAUGAACAGUUAAUACAUGUGAUCGGUAUCGGCCGCUCUUGCUCAUGGAUGAUCAGUAUCGGAAUCGGCGGCAUACAGUAAAAGCCAGAUCGGAGCAUCCCCGGUUAAUGACGUGUUGGUACAUGUCAGGAAACUUGGCAAUAAGUGGUGAUAAAACCACAUUUCCAAUGUGCUCAUACUGUUUUUAUGACAUGUCAAAAGGAUAGUCAAGUAUAAUCAAAAGUGACAAAUUCUCUUUAAUGACCACCACCGGCGCGCCAGACAAUAUAUAAUAUAAACAAGUACAACAAUGAUAAGCCACUCCCACAAAACAACAAACACACAGGCAGAAAUACAAGCAAGUGAUUUUAGCACAGUACCUUUUUGUUUUACUAGAACAUUCCACUGUCUUAAAAAAAAGUUUGCUUUGUAAGACUUAAAAUGUUCAUUCUGGGGAUACAAAAAGGCAACAUUUGGUCUGCAGGCUGGGGGGAGGGAGCCUCCUGGUGCCCCUUAAGGGGGUGGUUGGUUGACGCCAUCUCCUCAUCAGCAGGAUGUGAAUUCAAAAAUAAAUAGCGGGGGAAUCCUAUUAAGAGGUUUUGCAGUGAUGCAAUUUCAAGAACUGUACACUAUUUCAAGUUAAGACGUAAGACAACGCGUACCGUGGAUUACUAACAAGGACGUCAGUGUGUGCGUGUCUGCAAUUAUUCAAUCAUCACAUCUACGUUUGUAACAGAAAAUCACAGCUUCACAGAAUCACAGAUGGGGAAAAAGGGUUAAAAAAAAAAAUCAAACAGUAGUCUUCACGCUUGUUGUUUUCUAUGCUCCUGCCUCGAUGUCCACCUACGAGGCCCAAACAUUCAUCUCUGUGGUUUCAGUGAUCUGACUGGAAUGGGCACCUCAGCACAAGCAAAUCCACGGCAGGGACAUCACUUAGGUAGUGUUUGUUAGCGCCCCCUCUUCAGCUCCGCCCCCUGAGGCACCUGAUAGGUUAUGUCCCCGGUGGGCGCAUCCUGCCCGGCAGCAGCGUUUUUGGGCGUGUCGUAUGCUGACCUCCCCGACUGGCAGCUGUCUGUCUGUGCCGGUAGCUGGGUGGGCCCGCCUGCGAAACUGCCCCCUGUGGAGGGUUGGACCCCAGAUGGGUGGCACCCCAUAUCCACCACAAUGGGUGUGGCGUACUCUGCCCCUGUGGCCGGCAGGGGCUCGGCGUAAGCGUGGUACACAUCCGGUGAGAUGGGGGCAUCAUAGAGGUCAGGGUCGCUGUAUCCCGGGUCGGGACCCUCAUCUGGUUUAAAGGUGGACCGUGCACCCAAUGUUGUUACGCCGCUCACCAGGGGCUGGGCGUACUCUGUAAACAGACACUGGCUCUUAAUAUUUGAAAACAUUACAUUACAUACAUAGAUGAUCAAAGUAUCAAUUAUCCAUCCAUCCAUCCAUCUUCUUGGCUUAUCCGAGGUUGGGUCGCAGGAGCAGCAACCUAAGCAUGGAAGCCCAGACUUCCCUCUCCCCGGCUACUUCGCCCAGCUCCGCCCAGCUCCUCCCAACAGAUGUUGAGGUGUUCCCAGGCCAGUUGAGAGACAUCGUCUCUCCAAAGUGUCCUGGGUCUUCCACGAGGCCUCCUACUCAACACUUCCCCAUGGAGGUGUCCAGGAGGCAUGCGGACUAGAUGCCCGAGCCACCUCAACUGGCUCCUCUCAAUGUGAAGGAGCAGUGGCUACUCUGAGCCCCUCCUGGAUGACCGAACUCCUCACCCUAUCUCUCAGGGUGAGUCCAGCCACCCUACGGAGGAAACUCAUUUCAGUCGCGAUCUCAUUCUUUUUUUGCCGUCCGGCUCAGCUCUGUCUUCACCACGACUGUCUGGUACAGCGGCCACAUUACUGCAGAUGCUGCGCCGAUCCGACCUCACACUCCAACCUUCCCUCACUCGUGAACAAGACCCCGAGAUACUUAAACACCCCCUCCUGGGGCCUCUGUUUUGGGUGGCGGUUGAGGGCGGGCACCUGGGCGCCCUGCGUGAAACCAUCUUCACCACCUGGAGCAACAUUGCCACUAGCCUCCUGGAAACACUGGCAUCAAACAUGCUCGAAACAAUUUUUGAGGUGAUUACCAAGAAUGGCACAGCUACUCAUUACCGAGUCCUUUUUUGAAUAGUUUAUUUCUAUUUUAGGGGGGUUUCGGGUAAUUUUAGCUAUGGUCUUAAAAAUUUAAACUGUUUCACUUUAAUGCGUGUUUGCAAUAAAUUGCUUACUCAAUUUUUUUUUGGUCUCACUCCUAUUUCUUCUUUUUGAAGCUCAAUUUAGAACCUCAAGAUCCAACAUUGCAAAACGUAAAUGUAAAUUCUUACAGUUUUUCAACUCAUCUUAUUUUGAGCCCA